Musa acuminata AAA Group (dessert banana) is the source of this 2064-nucleotide messenger RNA. Its product is annotated as dehydration-responsive element-binding protein 2B. The record is from RefSeq and is a predicted model, not a curated record. Gene Ontology annotation, cellular component: nucleus. Gene Ontology annotation, biological process: response to stress; positive regulation of DNA-templated transcription. The transcript has 4 exons. Gene Ontology annotation, molecular function: DNA-binding transcription factor activity; transcription cis-regulatory region binding. Bases 695 to 1597 code for a protein of 300 amino acids. NCBI's taxonomy places the organism in Eukaryota, Viridiplantae, Streptophyta, Magnoliopsida, Zingiberales, Musaceae.
GGUCUCGGCGGGUCAUCGAGUUUUUCUUCGAGACCAAGAAACAUCUGAUGAUUGUGCCCCGACGGCAGGAAGAAGAAGAACCGCGAGGAGGACGAGGAGAUGGGGAUGAUGAUGUUGAUGAUGGAGUCCGAUAGAAUUCGGGAGCGGCAGGUGCUUGGUUGUAUUGAUUCUACAGAACAUCUAGAUGUGGGCUCGGAGGAGAUGGUGGUCGACCUGAGUUGCAAGUAGUUCCAUCGAUACUCCUUCACAGCGUUACGUGGGAUAGCUUUGGGUCCUGGAUGUGGCUUGUCUUGUGCUUUUACUGCUGCUGCUGUUGCUGUUGCUUUGCCUGGGUGGUGUAGCGUGGGACUCCAUAAUCCUAGAAGAGAGAAACAAAGCCUCUUUAUCGACUUCUCUUUCUGUCUGUUGUGUUGUUUUGUUCUUUGUUGGUGUCUACAUUUUCGCGUUCGAGCCAUGGGAGCUUUUAUUCCUUUUUUGAGCAUCGCCUUUCCGUGUUCUAUCUACCCGAUUCGAAGAUAAUUUGGUUUUGUCGAGUUUUCUUCUGCUGUUCUCGUUUGGUGCUUUGACGCUGAUCCUCCCUUCUCUCAGGCAAAAAAAAAAAAAAAGAGUACGCAGGGGGGGGGAGAACGGCGCCGGUUCCGUGGCAGAAACCAUUGCCCGGUGGAGAGAACACAAUCGCCAGCUCGACCGUUCCAUGGAUGGUGAAGAGCGAGUUCGGAGAGCACCUGCAAAAGGUUCAAGAAAAGGUUGCAUGCGAGGCAAAGGUGGGCCAGAAAACCCUAAAUGCAGAUACCGUGGUGUAAGACAGCGUACCUGGGGCAAGUGGGUUGCCGAGAUCCGAGAGCCAAACCGGGGCAGUCGCCUUUGGUUGGGGACCUUCCCGACUGCUGUGGAAGCUGCUCUUGCCUAUGACGAUGCCGCAAGAGCCAUGUACGGUACCAUGGCCCGCGUCAACCUGCCGGGAGCUGUAGACGUCCCUGCCAUGAGAAGGGAGUCGUGCGAGACGACCACGACUUCACGUAAAUCCAGUGCGGUCGAUGGCUCCAUGUCUCGUGAGAUCGACCGCAAGGUUCCAAGGUUUGACCCGAGGGAUGAGGUGGCUUAUUCCGAUGCCACAGACGUCUCGGAUGACUGGGACAAGGAUGUGAAGCUGCUUCCAAAGGUCCAACAGAAAGAUAACGCGGAGAAAGAGUCUACUACGACCGAAGCGUGCGUAGAGCUUCGACAGACCGGUGAUCGGGAUCCUCCUACGACGGAUGGGCGGGAGGAAGAAUUCUCUGUAGAGGAGAUGCUGAGGAUGCUGGGUGCAGAUGCCGAAGCUAGUAUGGCCUGUCAUCUCGGUCCUGUUGGUAGGGACGUGAACUGGCAGGGCAUCAGUGCAGCCGACGACCUAGCGCUGGACUUGCAGCAGAAUCCAGAUGCUACACUGUGGGGCAUGGCGCAGAAUCCUCUGGGGUUCGACUACGGUGAUGAUAGUCUUUGGAGGCCACUGGGAGAUGACUGGGAGUACGGCCCGGUGGAGGUUCCAAAGAUGACGGAGUUGGGGACGUUUGAUGCUGACUUCUCGUCCGGCCCCAGGAGAAUACGAGGAGAAUAGUAUAUGCUCAGAAUGCUGUCGCCAUAUGUGUGUAAUGGUACUAGAAAUUUUUAUUUGUAUUUCUAGGGCGGUGUAAGUGAUGUGAGGGUGCGUAGCAGUAGCAGAAGUCAUAAGAGUCAUGUGACCACCUGGUGUUCUUUCCACUCAGUAGUGUUUUACUAUGCCUUGCCUGUGGAAGUACACGAGGCGUGAAGCUUCUUCUGAGCGGCCAAAAUGGCGUCAAACGAAGGGUGAGUGCGAGUGAGUCUGGGGAGAGAAAUGGUUUGUUUGGUGUCGGCGAGAGGUAAAAGGCGCAGAAGAAAGAAUCAUGCUUUUACGAUAGUAGUGCGAAUGUUGGGACUGUGGAUUCUUAACACACGAGGGGCAAACGAAGACAGCAGACUACGAGGUUUGGUGUAAUAUUGCAAUCGCAAGCCACAUCUCACGUGGCUUCUUCUACCUGAAUUAUUAACAUUAAAUUAUUAUGA